Sesamum indicum (sesame) is the source of this 654-nucleotide messenger RNA. Its product is annotated as agamous-like MADS-box protein AGL62. Gene Ontology annotation, molecular function: protein dimerization activity; RNA polymerase II cis-regulatory region sequence-specific DNA binding; DNA-binding transcription factor activity, RNA polymerase II-specific. Gene Ontology annotation, biological process: regulation of transcription by RNA polymerase II. NCBI's taxonomy places the organism in Eukaryota, Viridiplantae, Streptophyta, Magnoliopsida, Lamiales, Pedaliaceae. The record is from RefSeq and is a predicted model, not a curated record.
AUGACGAAGAUGGAGAAAGAGAGCAACCUUCAGGUUACUUUCUCAAAACGACGCGUAGGCCUUUUCAAGAAGGCAAGUGAGCUCUGUACGCUUACCGGCUCUGAAGCGGCCGUCGUUGUUUUCUCUCCGGGCAACAAGGCCCACUCCUUCGGCCACCCUGAUGUUCACACCGUUGCCAACAAACUCCUGGCCCCAAAUUCUUCGCCUGGUGAUGUUGCUAAUCGGUCGAAUCAUGUAUUUCAGCAGGGUUCAACCAGGAACAGCGAAAACGAGCUCAAAUAUCUUGCAGAGGUUGAGAGGCAGAUAGAAGCAGAAAGAGCGAGGGGAGAAGAGAUAGAGAGGAUGAGAAAGGCUUGUGAGAAGGAGAAAUGGUUUCCAUCCGCGGACGUGAUUGAGGGACUGAGCUAUCAACAGCUUGAGCAUCUGAAAGGGGCUGUCGUGGAUUUCGGCAAGAAUCUUGAAACCCAGGUGGGGAGGCGCGGAGUUGGCCCUGGAGGUGGAGAGGGUUUCCUGUUUGGUGCCGGUGCUUCAUCCGAACAUGCUGCUGUGUUUCAGUAUAAUACUGUGAUUCCAUAUGAUCAGGGGGCAACCAGGGCUGGUGAAGAAGACAUGUCUCAGGACUUCAACGCUGGCUAUGGCCCUGGGCAUUUCUGA